AUGUCUCUCCUCCCCAAAAGCGACUCGAUUCAAAUCCGCGAGGUCUGGGCCGACAAUCUAGACGAAGAGCUCGACUUGAUCCGAGGAAUCGUGGACGAAUACCCUUACAUCGCCAUGGACACCGAAUUUCCCGGCAUUGUCCUCCGACCGGUCGGCAAUUUCAAAACCGCCAACGACUACCAUUACCAAACCCUAAAGGAAAACGUGAAUCUCCUCAAACUCAUCCAACUGGGCCUCACGUUUUCCGACGAGAAAGGCAAUCUCCCGACUUGCGGCACCACCACCAAACACUGCAUCUGGCAGUUCAACUUCCGCGAAUUCAACCCUAACGAGGAUGUCUUUGCAAACGACUCAAUCGAGCUCCUCAGCCAGAGUGGCAUCGAUCUGAAAAAAAACAACGAGAAGGGAAUCGAUGCUCGGCAUUUCGGGGAGCUUUUGAUGUCGUCCGGGAUUGUUUUGAAUGACAGCGUGUGUUGGGUGACUUUCCACAGUGGGUAUGAUUUCGGGUAUUUGAUAAAGCUGCUGACGUGUCAGGAUUUGCCUGAUGGGCAGGACGAGUUCUUUAACCUCAUCAGCGUGUAUUUUCCGGUGGUUUAUGAUAUAAAGCACUUGAUGAAGUUCUGCAAUAGCUUGCACGGUGGGCUGAACAAGCUGGCGGAGCUUUUGGAGGUGGAGAGAGUUGGGGUUUGCCAUCAGGCGGGUUCGGAUAGCCUGCUGACGUGUUGUACCUUUAUGAAGUUGAAGGAGAAUUUCUUUAGUGGGUCGCUGGAGAAGUACGCGGGCGUGUUGUAUGGCUUGGGAAUCGAGAAUGUGUAG
Messenger RNA from Striga asiatica, 816 nucleotides. The record is from the annotation of a GenBank genome assembly. NCBI's taxonomy places the organism in Eukaryota, Viridiplantae, Streptophyta, Magnoliopsida, Lamiales, Orobanchaceae.